GAGUUUCUGCCGCCGGUGUAGACAUCGUUUGCGAUGUCUGCGGAAGAAGAAGCACUCUCGAACGGAGAUCCUGUACAUGCGAUGCUUGAAAGGACGCCGUCGUACGACAAAGCGAUCAACAGCAAAUUUGAUGUCAGCGAUGAGAAGCCAGACGACGGGAAAGAAACGAAGAAAGAAGAGCCGCGUGUUGGAAUGUCAGAAUUGUUUAGAUAUGCAGAUAAAUACGACCUUCUCUUCAUCUUCCUUGGUAUCAUAAGUGCCAUGGUUGCUGGCCUGGCUCUCCCCAGUAUGUCACUCGUAUUCGGAGAUAUGCUAGACUCAUUUGUCUGCUACACUCAGCGCAACCUCAACCUCACAUCCUUUAGUUUGAAUUCAACGAAGCAAACCUGUUCAUCGUCUCUAAUGGAGCGUAGGAACAACUGUGACGUAGACAUUGUAGAGAACUUUGAAAAGACGAUGGAGAAGACCGCGUAUGCGUUUGUUGGUAUUGGAUUUGGAGCGACGCUCUUGAACUAUCUGUAUGUGGCGUUCUUUCUGAUUGCUGCUGAGAGACAGACGAGACGCAUGAGGGAGAGAUUCUUUCGUUCGAUUAUGAGGCAGGAAAUCGGAUGGUUUGAUACGAAUGAUACUGGAGAGCUGGCAACACGGCUAACAGAUGAUUUGAACAAAGUCUGCGCUGGAAUCGGUGACAAGGUGGGGACAUUUGCAAUGUGGAUGUCUACGUUUUUUGGUGGAAUUAUUGUCGGACUUGUUACCAACUGGAGACUCGCGUUGGUCAUCUUAGCCAUUACUCCAGUACUAGCCUUUGUUGCUGGCCUUUUUUCAAAGCUUAUUGCAAACUAUGCGGCUAAUGAGCAGUCUGCAUAUGCCAAAGCAGGUAGUGUUGCCGAGGAGGUGAUAUCGUGUAUAAGAACUGUGGUGGCGUUUGGAGGACAAGACAAGGAAUCUGAGAGGUAUAAUACAGAACUAAAAGGAGCCCAAAAGAUAGCCAACAAGAAGUCCGUCAUGAGUGGUCUCGUUCUCUUUGCUACAAUGCUGGUUAUCUUCGGAGCAUACGCACUGGGAUUCUGGUUUAGUGGUGUGUUGAUACGGGACUAUGGGGCGUCAGCUGGUGAUGUCAUUACUACAUUCUUUGCUGUGAUUAUUGGUGCGUUUGCGCUGGGGCAUGCAGCACCGAGUGUGGAGACGAUCAAUACGGCUAGAGGAGCGGCAGUUAGUGUGUUCCAAAUAAUGGACAGAAAAUCACAGAUUGAUCCUUUAUCCGACGAAGGGUUAAACCCACCAGAAGAGACAGUAAAAGGUGUCAUCGAAUUUAGAAAUGUCAAGUUUACGUAUCCAGCCAGAGAUGAUGUAGAGGUUUUGUCUGAUGUCAGUUUUACGGUGAACACGGGAGAAACGAUGGCUCUUGUGGGUCCCAGUGGAUGUGGAAAGAGUACGAUUGUUCAGCUUUUACAGAGAUUUUAUGAUACGGACGACGGACAGAUUCUAUUUGAUGGCAAUAAUAUUAAAGAUCUCAAUGUCCACUGGCUGCGAGGUCAUAUCGGUGUUGUGAGCCAAGAACCCGUGUUGUUCGCAACAACCAUUGAAGAAAAUAUUCGCUUUGGACGUGAAGGCGUGACUCAAGAGGAAAUCAUGGAAGCUGCUCGCCAAGCGAAUGCACACGGUUUUAUAUCAACUCUACCACAGAAAUACAAUACUUUAGUUGGAGAACGUGGUGCUCAACUUUCUGGUGGUCAGAAGCAACGCGUGGCCAUUGCACGUGCUUUAGUACGUAAUCCCAAAAUUCUGCUUUUGGAUGAAGCCACUUCAGCCUUGGACUCUGAGAGCGAGAAGACAGUGCAACUUGCAUUAGAUAAGGCACGUCAGGGGCGAACUACGAUUGUCAUCGCUCACCGGUUAUCAACAAUCCAGAAUGCGUCAACCAUCACUUCCGUUGUUGGGGGAGAGAUAAUCGAACAAGGAACACACUCAGAACUGAUGGAGAGGAAGGAUGUUUAUUAUGAACUUGUAGCUGCGCAGAGUGUUGGAGACGACUCGUUUAAAGAAGCUCAAAAGAAACUCAUCGAACGCCAAGCGUCAGUUCAGUCAAGACAUUCCGUAACAUCACCGUCCGGCAAGUUUGGCCAACAAAAAUCAUAUCCAUUCGAUCGGCAGGACUCUGAAAUGCCUGGUGUGACUGACAAGAUGGACGAGAAACAAAAGGGAAAGAAGAAAGUUGACGAGGAAGACGAUGCACUUCCUCCUCCGCCAGUCAUACGUGUUCUAAAAAUGAAUUCUCCCGAGUGGCCGUUCCUGUUGAUUGGUGCCCUAAGUGCAGCAGCUGCAGGUAUCGCCAUGCCAGCAUUUGCCAUCAUAUUUUCAAGAUUAUUAAGAGUGUUUGCUGAAGACUGUGAGCAGAUGGAGAAGGAUAUAAGUCUGUAUGCACCGCUCUUUCUUGUUAUCGGAUUCGGAUCAGGAUUGUUUGAAUUCUCCAAGGUGUUCUUUUUGAAUGUGGCUGGUGAGGCGUUGACUGCUCGUUUGCGAGCUAAAGUGUUCAGAGCCAUGCUACGGCAGGAAGUUGGCUGGUUUGAUGAUUCUCGUCGCUCAACCGGUGCUCUUACGACUCGUCUCGCCGAAGACGCGUCAGAAGUAAAAGGAGGAGUUGGAUCGCGACUGGCAGUCAUCUUCCAACUGUUCGCGACUCUCAUCGCUGCACUAACGAUCGCGUUCGUUCACAACUGGGAGAUGACGUUAGUCACACUCGCUUGUGUCCCUGUACUCAUCAUAGCCGGAGCAGUCCAAAUGCGUGCACUUGCUGGACACUCGUCAAAGAACAAAGAGCAAUUAGAAAACGCAGGGAAAGUGGCCGUCGAGGCUAUUGAUAAUAUUCGAACCGUAAGCCAGUUGGGACGGGAGGAGACGUUUUGGAGGAAGUAUCACGACUGUCUUGAGGGUCCAUACCGGGACGGUCUUAAACACUCUCAAGUGCAAGGCUUGUCUUACGGAUUCUCUCAAGGCGUCAUCUACUUGGCCUAUGCCGGAGCCUUUCGUUUUGGUGGCUGGCAAGUGGUACAUCAAGGAUACGACUUUGAAGAUGUUUUUAUUGUGUUUGCUGCCAUAGUGUUUGGUGCGAUGACGUUGGGUCAGAUCAGUAGCUUCGCUCCUGAUUACACCAAGGCACGACUCGCUGCCGCUCGUGUCUUCGAUCUGCUCGACCUCAAACCAUCCAUCGACACAUCAAGCACAGACGGAAUCAAACCAGAUACGGUAGACGGACGUGUUCAGUUUCGAUCUGUUCACUUUCGUUUUCCGACGCGCGAGUCGGUGAGGGUAUUGAGAGGGUUGGAUGUUGAGGCGGAGCCUGGAGAGACGUUAGCGUUGGUGGGAGCGAGUGGCUGUGGAAAGAGUACGUGUGUGCAGCUUCUUGAGAGGUUUUACGACCCCGAGGAAGGACACGUUGAAUUGGACGGUCGUGACGUUCGUGCCUGGAACAUUAACUACCUUCGCUCCCAGCUUGGUCUCGUCAGUCAGGAGCCAGUACUGUUUGACCGCUCCAUUCGAGACAACAUCAAGUAUGGAGACAACACACGCGAGGUGUCCCAACGAGAAGUCGAAGACGCUGCAAAAAGUGCCAACAUCCAUGGAUUCAUUGAGUCACUACCAGAGGGUUAUGACACCCUGGUUGGUGACAAGGGAACGCAGCUUUCUGGGGGACAAAAACAGCGCGUUGCUAUAGCACGAGCACUUGUUCGCAAUCCAAGAGUCUUGAUGCUAGAUGAAGCGACAUCUGCUCUGGACACUGAGAGUGAAAAGAUUGUGCAAGAAGCACUUGACCUCGCUAGGGAGGGCCGUACUUGCAUUGUUAUUGCUCAUCGUUUGUCAACGAUUCAUAAUGCGAAUAAGAUUGCAGUGAUUCAGAAGGGCACUAUAGUGGAACAAGGCACUCAUGGCGAUCUGAUGCAGAAACAGGGUGUCUAUUUUCAACUAAAUCAGGCACAAGUUCACAAUGUUAUGUGAAGGGUUUGCAUUAGAGACAAGAGAUUGGCAGUGUUGCAUAUCAUGUAUGUAGUAUUAUUGCACCGUGCAUUACACUCGUUUAUACCUUAUCUUCAUACAUCUGGCCUGUUUGUAUGUGCAAGAGGCACUGCCAUGUGUGCGACUCAUUGUAGUGUAGAUGUAGCUCUGGUUUUUUUGUUUGCCAUUCAGUAAGAAACUGUUGAGAAAAUCAAGUGAUUGAAAGAGUUUGUUUUCUAAUUGAAA
Molecule: messenger RNA, 4239 nt
Organism: Corticium candelabrum
Lineage: Eukaryota; Metazoa; Porifera; Homoscleromorpha; Homosclerophorida; Plakinidae
Product: ATP-dependent translocase ABCB1-like
Exons: 23
Coding region: 34-3996 (1320 amino acids)
Biological process (GO): transmembrane transport
Cellular component (GO): membrane
Molecular function (GO): ABC-type oligopeptide transporter activity; ATP binding; ATP hydrolysis activity
Source: RefSeq, a predicted model, not a curated record